AAUACAUAAAAUAAGAAUCCUAUUUCCUUUAAAAAACUUGCUUUGAGGGGGAAUGUUUAGGGGAUGGCAGAAGGGGUAUGCAGCGUUGGCAGAGGUGUCCUCCACCCUCUCUGUGGCUCAGGGAGGCUACAGGCUACCGUCUAAGCAGCCUCUGUGUGCCCACCUUCAAGCCUCAGUGGGAGGUGGUUGGAUGAGACAAGAUGCCAUUUGACUUCCCUCUUGAGCUGUUUUUGAGAUGAGUUCAUUAAUAAAGGCAUGGACAUGCUCGAACUUAGCCGUCCUUAACUGGUGGUGAUGCACAGGGGACAUGCUUCGGGCGUUUCAUGCAGCCCUGCGGAAUUCUCCCGUCAACACCAAGAAUCAAGCUGUGAAGGAACGAGCCCAGGGUGUGGUGCUGAAAGUGCUUACAAAUUUUAAGAGCAGCGAGAUUGAGCAGGCUGUGCAAUCACUGGACAAAAAUGGCAUUGACUUGCUAAUGAAGUACAUUUAUAAAGGGUUUGAGAAGCCCACAGAAAAUAGCAGUGCAGUGUUACUCCAGUGGCAUGAAAAGGCAUUAGCAGUAGGAGGACUAGGCUCCAUUAUAAGAGUUCUUACAGCAAGAAAGACUGUUUAAAAAAAAAAAAGACUCAUGUUGCCUUGAGAAGAAUUUUGGAUGCACAGGCUGGUGAAGAAGGAAUUGACAAUGGACCAUCUUCCUAGGAACUCCCAACUAUUUCAGGACAUGCAUCCGCUGAUGUGUAUUUUAUUUUCAAGGUGGAGGGAGAAAUUGUCUUACUGUUUCCUAAAUCCUUUUGCAGGAUCUGAUAGUCUCUGCCUUUGUCCAUGAAUAAUGCAGAGCUGACAUUGUGACUGUCUGCCAGAGUAGCUGGCCAGUGUUGGUCAGGUGUCCCUGUGCGCACUGCCUGUUUAAAACGGGAAGGGAUGCUCUGGGCAGGUACAGAUCCAAGGGCUGCGGUGGAAGGGAGAGCUUGUGUUUCUGAAUUGGAAACCCCCGGAGGGUUUGUACAGACAUCCCAUCCUCCCAGAAGGCGGGCUCUCUUGGGUUCAUUGUAAAGUGCCUGCUGCAUCAAUAAAGCUCUUGGCUUAUUAGUAUAUA
This is a messenger RNA of Myotis davidii, 1096 nucleotides long. It is a transcript of the gene ARPC5L, whose product is annotated as actin related protein 2/3 complex subunit 5-like. The coding region runs from base 308 to 613 and encodes 101 amino acids. Gene Ontology annotation, biological process: regulation of actin filament polymerization; Arp2/3 complex-mediated actin nucleation; cell migration. Lineage: Eukaryota; Metazoa; Chordata; Mammalia; Chiroptera; Vespertilionidae. The transcript is spliced from 3 exons. Gene Ontology annotation, molecular function: actin filament binding. The record is from RefSeq and is a predicted model, not a curated record. Gene Ontology annotation, cellular component: Arp2/3 protein complex; actin cytoskeleton; cytoplasm.